Molecule: messenger RNA, 1041 nt
Organism: Fulvia fulva
Lineage: Eukaryota; Fungi; Ascomycota; Dothideomycetes; Mycosphaerellales; Mycosphaerellaceae
Product: Sulfite oxidase
Exons: 1
Coding region: 1-1041 (346 amino acids)
Cellular component (GO): mitochondrion
Molecular function (GO): oxidoreductase activity; molybdenum ion binding
Source: RefSeq, a predicted model, not a curated record
AUGGACACUACGAGCAUUGACGGCAGAGUUGGCGAUCGAGCUCAGCUUGAGCGAGCGCGGGUCGAGCUGAUCAAUGGCUUCUACUUUCGAGCACCACCAGACCCUCACAAACUAUCAUCAUACAUCACACCAGACCAUGAACUAUUCCAGACUAUACACAUGGGUGCUGCAGUCAUCGACAACAACCUGUGGCGUCUAGAUAUUCAUGGUCUGGUUGAACGUCCAUACUCUCUCACACUGGCGCAGCUUCGAGCAAUGCCCUCCAGCAGACAGACAUCCUUCCACGAAUGCUAUGGCAGCCCCAUCAAGCCGCCGACUGAAGCGUGUCGCAGGAUUGGGAACGUCACCUGGACCGGCGCGAGACUUCGAGACUUACUGGCCAAAGCAGCGCCGCUUCCAUCAGCACACUUCCUUUGGUCCGAUGGCUUGGACUGUGGCUCUUUCGCAGAUGUGAAGGCAGAUCGGUAUCAAAAGGAUUUGCCGCUUGCUAAAGCUAUGAGCGAGGAAGUGCUGGUCGCUUAUGAGAUCAAUGGCAAGCCACUUGAUGUGCACCGAGGUGGACCUGUGCGGCUUAUAGUCCCAGGAUGGUUCGGGACAAACAGCACAAAGUGGCUUUGCUCGUUGAAGCUGGAGAAGGGAAGAAGUCCUAGUCCGUUCACGAUGACAUUCUACAAUGAGCUUGUGCCUGGUCGAGAAGCGGAAGGCAUCAUGAGGCCGGUCUGGGAAGUUGAACCAAACUCUAUCAUCGUGCAUCCUGCCCCAGAGGAGCAAGUCACCGGACAUUCAGUCGACAUCUCUGGCUGGGCCUGGAGCGACGACGGCAUACGAACUGUAGAGAUCAGCGUUGACGACGGACGGGACUGGACGCUAGCCAAUGUCGCUGCCAGAGAGGGCUUCGAGUGGCAGGCCUUCAACCGCGAGCUGGACCUCGAAGCUGGCAACUGCACCGUAACAAUCCGCGCGACCUCCACCAACGACAUCCAACAACCUCUAUCUGGUCGUCGAAACCACGUGCAUUCGGUGCACUUCACCGUAACAUGA